Molecule: messenger RNA, 2850 nt
Organism: Durusdinium trenchii
Lineage: Eukaryota; Dinophyceae; Suessiales; Symbiodiniaceae
Source: the annotation of a GenBank genome assembly
AGCACGUGUCACUCACAUGUGUGAUGGCCAUGUGCGCCAUGUUGGCCAUCAAGCCAUCCUUGCCUGCUGUGAACGCAUGGAUGGCGACGCCGGUGGGAUGCCAGCGGCCGCUCGAACGUCCUUUCGCCUCGCGUCCCGAGCAAGCGCUGGUGGCACUCUGCACCGCCCUCGCGGUGCGGCAGGUCUGGCGCUCGGGGUCGAGCCGCGCGGCUCGUCCAGGGAUGCAGCUGGUGGCACUGAAGGGCCAUGGCGAAGAGAGCGGACAUGAAAGUGGAGCGAAAAGUUCACAUGGUCACAGCCAUGGUCACAGCCACGGUCACAGCGGACACAGCCACGAGCCUUCCACUCAUGCCAGCCAUGAAGAUUCGUCUGGUCACAGCCACGAGCAUUCCACUCAUGCCAGCCAUGAAGAUUCGUCUGGUCACAGCCACGAGCAUUCCACUCAUGCUCACAGCCACGAGCAUGCGUCUCAUUCGCACGAUGGCCACAGCCAUGAAUCUGGCCACAGCCACGGCCACAACGACUGUUCUGGCCAUGGUGGCUUGUAUGGCCAUGGUCACUCGCACGGUGAAGUGCCCCAGUGGCUUCCUGGGCGCACGGCCAUUCAACGCUUGAAAGAUUUCUCAUCACGGAAUGUUUGUAUGAUUGGCAUCAGCUCCAUCUUCCUCUUCUCGCUUUUGCCACUGGCCUCCAGCGGGGCGAUUGGCACCGUGCUGAAAUACAUUCGUCAAUUUGGCUCUGUCCCUGUUUACAUCGUCUAUGGCAUCCCCGCGCUGGCCGCUGCGUUACAACAUGCCGCGCAGUUGGACAUCCACUUCCUGAUGACCUUGGCGGCCUUCGCGUCGGUGAUGAUUGGGCACUCCCAUGAGGGAGCUUUGCUCUUGUUGCUCUUCGUACUCUCAGAAGUCCUGGAGGAGAAGCUCUCGAUGAAGGCACGGGCAUCGCUGGAUGCUCUCGGACGUCUUUGCCCCGAGACGGUGCGGCGCCUGCCGUUGGAGGCCUCCACCUUAGCGGAGGCGGAGACCAGCACCGAGGUGAAGCUCAACGAGCUGCGCGAACAAGACCGGAUCCUGGUGCGUGCGGGAGAGGUGAUUCCAGUGGAUGGUCGCAUCCUCGAUGGUGUCUCGCAGCUAGGCUUGAGCCACCUCACUGGUGAGCCUGUGCCACAGGAAGUCUCUCCGGGCGACCAAGUCACUUCGGGCGCUGUCACCAUCGAUGGGGCCCUACUCAUCGAGGUUCAACGCCGUGCCGAGCAGUCCACGUUGCAACGUUUGGCGGAGUUGACCGCCAGUGCCAAGGAGAGUCGCCCCAAGUUGGUGACCAUCGUGGACGCCGUGGCCGACCGCUGGUCCUUCGGUGUGGUCGUGAGCACUCUGAUCAUUGCGGUCAGCCCAAUUCUCUUGUGGCGCGCGCCAUUGGGACCGUCCCUCUACCGGGCCUUGGUGUGGCUCAUCACGGCCUCUCCCUGCGCGUUGAUCCUGGCGACGCCCUUGGUCUACGUUUCGGGCCUCUCCGUCGCCGCAGCCAACGGCGUGCUCCUCAAGGGCGGUCGUACCUUGGAUGCCUUGGCCGUGGCCUCCGGCGUGGCCUUCGACAAGACUGGCACACUCACCAGCGGCACUCCUGUCCUCCAAGACGUGGAGGAGAUUCGGGCUCAAGAGGCGGGUGGAACCAAGGCUGUGAAGGAUGAGGAGCCUCUUCGUUAUGCCGCCUCACUGGGUCAGCUCUCUGUUCACCCGGUCUCCCGCGCGGUGACGGCCGCGCUACCGGAGGGGCAGAGGACCUACCAGGUGAAGGACUUUCAGAUGGUCGCCGGUGCCGGUGUCACUGGGCAGCUGCUGCUGGACGAGGGUGGGGCGGAACAAGUGGCUGUCAUGGGACGUCCCGAGUUUGUGGGCGAACGGGUUCAAGGCCAUGAUGGCGCCUUGGCACAGUCGCUGCUGGCGCGCUCCCAUGAGGUGAAGACCGGUGGCAGUGUGAUGCUGGCGCUCGGUCUUUUGCCGAAUGAGGGCGCGACCCGAGUGUGGCUCUUUCACCUCGAGGACUGCAUCAAAGCUUCCGCACCUCGUGUGGUCCAGGAGGUGGCAAAGAGGGGUCCGGUCUACCUACUGACGGGUGACCGGCGCGCCAAUGCCAUGCACACCAUCGAGAAGAUAGGUGCCUGGAAGUUCGACGAGAUCCAUGCAGAUUUGCGGCCCGAAGAGAAGUUGGCCAAGGUGCGCGCCUACGACCAGCGGCUGCGGCAGCAUGGGGGCCGCGGCUCGCGCUGGCGGCGGCUGCUGCGGCGGCUGGGAAUCUCUAUGGGAGGUCUCAUCAUGGUGGGCGAUGGCAUCAAUGACGCUCCUGCCUUGGCGGCCGCCACCGCCGGCAUCUCCUUGGAGGCGCAGGCAGAUGGCGCUUUGCAGAGCAAUGCCGUGGAUGGGGGAGAUGUCCUCGUGUUGCGGCGACAAGGAGAUCCACUGGGCGACAGCGAGUUGCAGAGGGUCUCCUGGAUCAUCCAACUCGCCAAGAAAGCCAGGGUCAUCGUCAUUCAGAAUCUAGGCUUAGCCCUGGGGUCCAUUUGCACCGCGAGCACUUUGACCCUGGUGGCUGGCUUACCCUUGUGGCUGGGCGUGAUCCUUCAUGAGGGCACCACUAUGCUGGUCGGCUUGAACAGCUUGCGGCUUUUCUCGAACUCCUUGGAAAGGCCUUCCAGACGAUGAUGACGAGCCGUGGAUGUUACGAUGCACUGGACGGUGGCUUCAGUGGUGGGAAGCCGCUUGGAGACGCCGGCCAUGCCAGAUUUGUAUAGAUUUGUAAAGAGAUAAGCAAAGAUUAGCGCAAAGACAAGGGUAUACAAGGGUCACAGGG